Molecule: messenger RNA, 1194 nt
Organism: Alternaria hordeiaustralica
Lineage: Eukaryota; Fungi; Ascomycota; Dothideomycetes; Pleosporales; Pleosporaceae
Exons: 1
Coding region: 1-1194 (397 amino acids)
Source: RefSeq, a predicted model, not a curated record
AUGUCCACACACGAGCGUUCCAUUCCCGGCCUUUCCGCCCUCUCCCCCAUCGUAAACCCCGAACAAUGCUACAGCGCCCUCUCCUUCUGCCUCCCCACCUCCCUCGCCUUCGCCAAACGCCUAACCUGGGAGCAAACCCCAUGGAUCCCCCACACAUUCAACUACAAAUCCGUGAACCCAAUCGAUGAAGCCGACGCCCAUCGCAUCGCCACCUACCUGUCCCUCCAUGGCCACUCAGUCACGGCUCGAGACGUGCAAUGCGCGUUGCUGUUCGGAAGCACAACACCCAGUCAAAACAAGAUGACAGAGGGAAUAGGAUCGUGUCCGCAUCUCUUCGUUAUCUUCCCUCAUGCUACAAUGGUACCCUCUAUUGAUCCAGAAUUCCUCAAAGUCUGGCACGACGACAUAGUGAAACCGGCGUUUGACACCGCGUGGAAAGACUCCGGUCUCGCACUCGUGUCCGGGGCGUCGCUCGACACACCCACACGCGUUUUACCUCCCACUGGCAUCCGUACGUCGCGCGACGCCUUUCCCGCUUCCGGAUUCCUUGAGCGCCUACGUCACGCGAAGAGCGGCGCUGUGCGAGACUACUGGCCUAGCUGGAAAGACGACUCGUGGUACCUUGGUCUCGAAGGCAAACACACUGGUAAACGGACUACAAUUUACGAUGCUGCUUGGGAUGCUAUAAAGGGCAUGUUGAAGGAUCAUCCGCAGUUAUCUUCGUACCAGCAUCCUAUGUACCAGGAGCCCAUCUUACUGGCGGUGUCAAGGGGAGUGGUGCAUGUGAACCCGAGGCUGAGCACGAAAGACAAGUACAGGUAUGUGGCGCAGGAGUGGGAUCGGCUUGUUGAUUCGCGGUUCGUGAAACAAGGGAGUUUUCAGGCGGUUUUCGAGACGGUGGUGGGGAAUACGCCGGAGCCGGAGGAGUAUUCCGAAGGAGAGGAGAUGUUGAUGGACGAGGAGCUGCUGGAUGAGGAUGAGGUUAAGAAGAUCAGGGAGAAAGAGGAGGUGUUGAAGAGAGAAGAGAAACUGGCAAAUGAAAAGAUGGAGGCGGAUGAGCCGGUCGUGACAGUGGGGCCGGUGGAGACGACUUUGGCUGUGGAAGGAAACAGCGAAGGCAUCAAGAGGAAGGAAGACUUCACAAUACCUACGAGUGAGGACGAGUAUCGCAAUAAGCGGAGGAGGAGGGAAUAG